Molecule: messenger RNA, 2774 nt
Organism: Capsella rubella
Lineage: Eukaryota; Viridiplantae; Streptophyta; Magnoliopsida; Brassicales; Brassicaceae
Product: receptor-like protein 12
Exons: 1
Coding region: 57-2657 (866 amino acids)
Molecular function (GO): protein binding
Source: RefSeq, a predicted model, not a curated record
UCAUUUCAUUUCACACAAAAAAAAGAAAAAAAACACAAAAAAAAGAAGCAAAAAGUAUGUUGCAUUCUUGUAGUAAGGGGAAGAAGAUGACAAUAUGGAGCUUGUUUUUACUCUUCUCCCUUACCAAUUCAAUACAUGUUAUGGCUUCUCACGUUAGGCACUUGUGUCGGAAUGACCAGAAGAAUGCUCUUUUGGAGUUCAAGAACGAGUUCUAUGUCCAAGAUUUCAAUGCCAAUGGGGUUGCUGGUGACAAGAAGACAGAAACCUGGAGGAACAACACAGAUUGCUGCUCUUGGGACGGUAUCACAUGUAAUCCUAAAACAGGUAAGGUGGUAGAGUUAGACCUCAUGAACAGUUUUCUCAAUGGCCCUUUGAGAUAUGAUAGUAGUCUGUUUAAACUACAAUAUCUUCACAGCCUUGAUCUUGGCUCGAAUAAUCUUUCGGGUAUGCUACCGGAUUCCAUAGGAAACCUCGAAUAUUUGCGGGUUUUGAGUCUUGGUCGUUGCAAUCUCUUUGGAAAGAUUCCUUCUUCACUUGGAAAUCUUACUUAUCUCACUAAUCUUGAUCUUUCUGUUAAUGAUUUCACUGGUGAGCUACCGGGUUCGAUGGGGCAUUUAAACAAGCUAGCAGAGUUACAUCUUGGAUCGGCCAAGCUUAGUGGGAAGUUUCCUAGUUUGCUACUUAAUUUGAGUGAGCUCACAUUGAUCGAACUUGGCUUUAACCAGUUUGAAGGUACGCUCCCAUCUAAUAUGAGUAGUCUCUCCAAAUUGGUGUCUUUCGAUAUUGCUGGAAAUUCAUUUUCUGGAUCUAUUCCAUCGUCUCUCUUCAUGCUUCCUUCAAUGAACACACUUGUCAUGGGAAGAAACAACUUCAACGGUCCUCUUGACUUUGGGAAUAUGUCUUCACCAUCUAACCUUGGAGUUUUGUCUCUUCUUGAAAACAAUUUCAAUGGGCCAAUCCCGGAGUCUAUAUCGAAACUAGUUGGGCUAUGGUAUCUUGACCUCUCUUUAUGGGACACAGGGAGGGGUAUGGUCGAUUUCAACAUGUUCUUGCAUCUGGAGUCUCUAACGCUCCUUGACCUCUCUUAUAUUAAUACAAGAAGCACGGUUGAUAUAAGCAUAUUCUCACCGCUCUUGUUACUUGGUUACUUGGACCUUUCGGGUAAUGAUUUGAAGAUUAGUUCAACUCUCAGUCUCCCCUCACCGAUGGGAACCUUGAUUUUAUCAUCCUGCAAGAUUUCUGAAUUCCCCAAGUUUCUAGAAAACCAAACCGCUAUGUAUUAUUUAGACAUCUCUGCGAAUCGAAUUGGAGGCAAAGUACCAGAAUGGUUAUGGAGUCUGCCGGAUUUGCAGUAUGUAAACAUUUCUCAGAAUUUGUUCAGUGGCUUUGAAGGACCAGUGGGUGUUAUUCAAAGAUGUGGAAAACUAAUCAUGCUUGAUAUUAGUUCAAACACAUUCCAUGAUCCAUUUCCUUUGUUACCAAAGUCUACGACGAUCUUUUUAGGCUCCGAUAAUCGGUUUUCGGGAGAGAUUCCUAGGACAAUAUGCAAAUUAGUUUCUCUUGACACACUUGUUUUAUCCAACAACAACUUCAACGGUUCUAUUCCUCGGUGUUUUGGGAAAUUUAAUACUAGUCUUUCGGUCUUGCAUCUCCGGAAUAACAACUUCUCUGGUACUUUUUCAAAAGAAUCUAUCAGUGAACACUUGAGAUCAAUUGAUGUUGGUCACAACCAGUUAUCAGGAGAACUUCCCAAGUCAUUGAUCAACUGCACCCGUCUCGAGUUUCUCAAUGUGGAAGACAACAUCUUCAAUGACAAAUUCCCAGUAUGGUUGAGAUUGUUGCCCAAUCUACAGAUUCUUGUCCUCCGUUCUAACAAGUUUCAUGGGCCAAUAUCUUUUCCUGGAGAGUCCUCGAGCUUCAAAAAGCUGCGAAUCUUCGACAUUUCGGAAAACCGCUUCACUGGAGUCUUCCCAUCAGAUUACUUUGCUGGUUGGAGUGCAAUGUCAUCAGUCAUAGACAUUGUAGAUAUUAUGCCGAGUAGGUAUGCGGGACGUGACUCGGGAAACUAUCAAAACUCAGUGACUAUGACGCUGAAAGGAUCCGAAUGGGAGCUGGUUGGGAGUGUUUUCGCAAUUUACAAAACCAUCGAUGUUUCCGGAAACAAAUUCGAAGGAAGUAUCCCUGAAUCCAUCGGUUUACUUAAGGACCUGAUUGUGCUCAACAUGUCAAACAACGGUUUCGUUGGUAGUAUACCACCAUCGCUCUCGAACUUGACGAAUCUCCAAUCGUUGGAUCUAUCUAAAAACAGAUUAUCCGGAAAAAUCCCAGCAGAGCUCGGGAGACUCACGUUUCUAGCAAAGAUGAACUUCUCGUACAACAAGCUUGAAGGUGCAAUACCACAAGGCACUCAGAUUCAGAGCCAGGACAGUUCUUCUUUCGCAGAGAAUCCCGGGCUCUGCGGUGUUCCUCUCGAGGAAACCUGUGGAGGAAAAGAAGAAGGAGAAACAAAGCAAGAGCAAGGUCAAGAAAAAGAAGAACAACAAGUGUUUAGCUGGAUCGCAGCUGCAGUAGGCUACGUACCUGGUAUUGUAUGUGGACUCACCAUUGGCCACAUUCUUGCUUCAUAUAGACGUGACUGGUUCAUGAAAAUCUUUUGAUAUUUUGCAUAAUCGAAGCAUCACUUCUUCUUAGGAGGAUGAUAUAUAUAUAUAUCUUAUUGUAAUAAUAUAAUUAAUAAACUGUUACAACACUUGUCAUAGAGGAUAAGUGUAUUA